Molecule: messenger RNA, 5564 nt
Organism: Spinacia oleracea (spinach)
Lineage: Eukaryota; Viridiplantae; Streptophyta; Magnoliopsida; Caryophyllales; Amaranthaceae
Product: disease resistance protein RGA2
Exons: 4
Coding region: 514-4056 (1180 amino acids)
Molecular function (GO): ADP binding
Source: RefSeq, a predicted model, not a curated record
AUUCACACCCCACACUCACCACUCCUCACCCAUUACACAUUUCCUACUAACUAUAUUAAAAAAAUAUCCCACUAUAAACUAACACUCAUUAAAUUAAUAAGUCAAUUCAAAUAUCUUAAACUCCGCACCGGUCAAAUCGGUGCGAGUAUUAAGGGACGGAGGGAGUAUUAUAGAGUGUAAAUAACUUUCAUGAAUGGAGGGAGUAAAAAAUUGUUUUACUUGGCUAAAAUACUUUUGUUCUUAUUGGCAGAUAAACAUGAGUCCAUUAUUGGCCAACUUGAACAUAUACCUCCAAACAAUAAUCAAUAAUGUCGAUUAUGAAGUUUGUGAAUGCAAUUUAUUAUCACUUUCAUUGCAAGUUGUCAUCUGUGCUGAGUGUUGAUUUAUAAAAAGGACUACUUGAUUAACACAUACAAUAUUACUCCACCUUUCUCCAGACAACCUUUCUUUUCUGCUUUUAUCUUGUUUUCUCAUCUUAAUUCAUCUCUUCAUCUUUCUGAAAAACCCAACCCAAUGGCUGAAAUCGGAUACUCGGUUUGUUCAAAACUUAUUGAAGUGAUGGGCAGUAAGAUCAUUAAAGAGAUUUGCGACAUGUGGGGUUACAAUUCUCAUCUUGAAGACCUCAACAAAUCUGUCUUGACGAUCAAGGAUGUGCUCUUGGAUGCUGAGGCGAAGCGGGAUCUUUCCCGUGAACAACAGAGUUACAUUGCAGAACUUAAGGAUGUUGUUUACGAUGCUGAUGAUUUGUUCGAUGAGUUCCUCACUCUUGCUGAGCUCAAACAGAUUGAUGGCAACAACAAGGGUGGUGGUAAAUUCUCCAAAAAGGUACGUCGUUUCUUUUCUUCUAAUAAGGAGAAGAUGGGUCAAGCUUACAAGAUGUCUCAUAUGGUUAAAGAAAUUAAGAAGCAGUUGGGUGAAAUUGUUGAUAGGUAUACCAAAUUUGGGUUUAUUGUUGAUUAUAAACCUAUUAUUAGGAGAAGGGAGGAAACAUGUUCUUAUUUUGUAGGUGCCAAGGAGAUUGUUGGGAGGGAUAAGGAUAAAGAUGUUAUCAUAGGCAUGUUGCUAGAUCAUGAUAACGAUUGUAGUUUCUUGGCUGUUGUGGGGGUUGGAGGGGUGGGAAAAACUACUCUUGCCCAACUUGUGUAUAAUGAUGAAAGAGUCAAAAGUGAGUUCCAAGAUUUGAGGUAUUGGGUUUGUGUCUCUGAUCAAGAUGGGGGACAAUUUGAUGACAAAAGAAUUCUUUGUAAGAUUAUAGAGUUAGUUACGGGCCAGAUUCCUCCGAGUAACGAGAGCAUGGAAUCGGUGCGUAAGAAAUUUCAAGAGGAAUUAGGAGGAAAGAAGUACUUCCUUGUUCUUGAUGAUGUAUGGAACGAGGAUCGCCAGAAGUGGCUUCAUCUAGAAAAUUUCUUGAAAUUGGGUCAAGGGGGAAGCAAGAUUGUGGUAACCACACGUUCAGAGAAGACGGCAAAUGUUAUAGGGAAAAGACAAGACUAUAAACUAGAAUGUUUGUCAGCAGAGGAUUCAUGGCGCUUAUUUGAAAUGUCAGCUUUUGACGAAGGGCAUGGCCAGGAAAACUAUGACGAAUUAGUGACGAUUGGCAAGAAGAUUGUUGAAAAAUGUUAUAACAAUCCACUUGCUAUAACAGUGGUAGGAAGCCUUCUUUUUGGACAAGAGAUAAAUAAGUGGCGGUCGUUUGAAAGCAGUGGAUUAGCCCAAAUUGCCAAUGGUGAUAAUCAGAUUUUCCCGAUAUUAAAGCUCAGUUACCACAAUCUUCCACACUCCUUGAAGAGCUGCUUUAGCUAUUGUGCAGUGUUUCCCAAAGAUUAUGAAAUAAAGAAGGAGAUGUUGAUUGAUCUUUGGAUAGCACAAGGAUACAUUAUACCGUUGGAUGGAGGUCAAAGUAUAGAAGAUGCUGCCGAGGAACAUUUUGUAAUUUUGUUAAGAAGAUGUUUCUUUCAAGAUGUAAAGAAGGAUUCUCUUGGUAAUGUUGAUUAUGUUAAAAUCCACGACUUAAUGCACGAUGUCGCUCAAGAAGUGGGGAAGGAGGAAAUCUGUGUAGUGACUUCAGGUACAAAGAAGUUGGCUGAUAAAAUCCGUCACGUGGGUUGUGUUGUCGAUAGAGAUCCAGAAAUAGUCUUUUUAUGUAGCAAUAAGAUUCGUUCGUAUAUUAGCGGUCGCUGCAUAAAGAAUCCGGUGGAUUCACAAAUAGACAACUGGAUGUGCCUUAGGGUGUUGGACUUGUCAGAUUCAUGUGUUAAAGAUUUGUCUGAUUCAAUAGGUAAGCUGCUGCACUUAAGGUAUCUUAACCUCUCUUCUAAUAUAAAGUUGGAGAUAAUCCCUGAUGCAAUUACAAGACUGCAUAACUUGCAGACACUACUUUUAGAAGAUUGCAGAAGUUUAAAGGAGUUGCCAAAAGAUUUUUGCAAAUUGGUCAAACUGAGGCACUUGGAAUUACAGGGUUGUCAUGAUUUGAUUGGUAUGUCAUUUGGAAUGGAUAAGCUAACUAGUCUUAGAAUACUACCAAACAUUGUGGUGGGUAGGAAGGAACAAAGUGUUGAUGAUGAGCUGAAAGCCCUAAAAGGCCUCACCGAGAUAAAAGGCUCCAUUGAUAUCACAAUCUAUUCAAAAUAUAGAAGAGUUGAAGGCAUGAAUGGCACAGGAGGAGGAGCUGGGUAUUUGAAGAGCAUGAAACAUCUCACGGGGGUUAAUAUUACAUUUGAUGAAGGUGGAUGUGUUAACCCUGAAGCUGUGUAUUUGAAGAGCAUGAAACAUCUCACGAGGGUUAUUAUUAUAUUUGAUUAUAAAGGUGGAUGUGUUAACCCUGAAGCUGUGUUGGCAACCCUAGAGCCACCUUCAAAUAUCAAGAGGUUAGAGAUGUGGCAUUACAGUGGUACAACAAUUCCAGUAUGGGGAAGAGCAGAGAUUAAUUGGGCAAUCUCCCUCUCACAUCUUGUCGACAUCACGCUUGAAGAUUGUUACAAUUUGCAGGAGAUGCCAGUGCUGAGUAAACUGCCUCAUUUGAAAUCACUGGAACUUACAGAGUUGGAUAACUUAGAGUACAUGGAGAGUAGAAGCAGCAGCAGUAGCAGUGACACAGAAGCAGCAACACCAGAAUUACCAACAUUCUUCCCUUCCCUUGAAAAACUUACACUUUGGCGUCUGGACAAGUUGAAGGGUUUUGGGAACAGGAGAUCGAGUAGUUUUCCCCGCCUCUCUAAAUUGGAAAUCUGGAAAUGUCCAGAUCUAACGUCAUUUCCUUCUUGUCCAAGCCUUGAAGAGUUGGAAUUGAAAGAAAACAAUGAAGCGUUGCAAAUAAUAGUAAAAAUAACAACAACAAGAGGUAAAGAAGAAAAAGAAGAAGACAAGAAUGCUGGUGUUGGAAAUUCACAAGAUGAUGACAAUGUCAAAUUAUGGAAGGUGGAAAUAGACAAUCUGGGUUAUCUCAAAUCACUGCCCACAAAUUGUCUGACUCACCUCGACCUUACAAUAAGUGAUUCCAAGGAGGGGGAGGGUGAAUGGGAAGUUGGGGAUGCAUUUCAGAAGUGUGUAUCUUCUUUGAGAAGCCUCACCAUAAUCGGAAAUCACGGAAUAAAUAAAGUGAAGAGACUGUCUGGAAGAACAGGGUUGGAGCAUUUCACUCUGUUGGAAUCACUCAAACUUUCAGAUAUAGAAGACCAGGAAGAUGAGGGCGAAGACAACAUCAUAUUCUGGAAAUCCUUUCCUCAAAACCUCCGCAGUUUGAGAAUUAAAGACUCUGACAAAAUGACAAGUUUGCCCAUGGGGAUGCAGUACUUAACCUCCCUCCAAACCCUCUAUCUACACCAUUGUUAUGAAUUGAAUUCCCUUCCAGAAUGGAUAAGCAGCUUAUCAUCUCUUCAAUACCUGCGCAUAUACUACUGUCCAGCCCUGAAAUCACUACCAGAAGCAAUGCGGAACCUCACCUCCCUUCAGACACUUGGGAUAUCGGAUUGUCCAGACCUAGUUAAAAGAUGCAGAAAACCCAACGGCAAGGACUAUCCCAAAAUUCAACACAUCCCCAAAAUUAUUAUAUGGUAGUAAUUCUCAUUUACUCAACACUAGCUUGAUCCUGAACGCAGCCAACCUUCAGUCAGAACAUGGAUUGGUGCAAGCAUGGGAAUAUGCUAACACUCUACCAAAUCGAUUGGAGUUUGGACUUAGUUUCACCAGAAGCCAUACCCGGACACUUACUGGGGACUGUCAACAAAGCCGCAUUGUGAUGUACUUGGAUGUUUCACGUGCCUGAGGUGCGAGUUACUUGGAAGGGAAGCGGUUUAUUUAAUUGUUUUCCCAAGUAGAUUUUGCUUACAAGCUUUUACUUUUCACUUGAAAGGGUUUUUCUUGUUUUAAGCUUUUCGAAUUAGAGUUUUCGGUUGCAUUAAGAGUAGUCGUAUUAGUCUUUUACCUAAGGAAGACUCUUUUUUGUAAUUUUCAGACUAUGCAAUUCAAGUUUUCGAGUGUUUUCUUGCUUGUGUGAUUGUGAGUUGGUGAAUUCGUCUUUCAUACAUUUUGAGAUUAUCAGAAGCUUUUAUGCUCCACCGGUAGUCUAGUACCUUUUCUGUUACUGUGCAGGGAAGUAAUCUGGUACCUUCUAUAUAUAUGGAAAAACAUACAUUAUACAUUAUGCAAAAUUCUUACAGGUUAGUUACUUCCUGGAACUUCAUUUACACUUAGUUUUUUUUGUUCCAUUCCCUCGGAAUCAAGUCAUUCCCUCUGAGAAAUAUGUAAUGAACUUCUGUAUGUUGCUGUUUGGUUCCUGUUUUAAUCUUCAAUUUUCUUGUAUAGUUACAGCUGCAUUUACAAUGAAGUUUAAGCAGACACUCUCUUUAUAUAGUGCCUCUUUCUGGAGCACCGUAGAGCUGUCUGUGGUUGAUCACCAUCUGCUGCCGAGAGAUUCAGCAAUCGCGUGUUUGAUCAGAUUACAGAGAUGUAUGCUUCAGUCGACAUUGAUGAUAACUUAAGAUGGCAUUCCUACAACAGUUGCAGGCGCAUUCUAACUCCGGCAAUUCUAGUUAGGCAAGAGGAGCAUUGCCAAUACCUGCCACCUCUGGGAUUUACUAUACCAGGGUUGAAGUUUAUGGAAGACACCAGCUAUGCACAAGCCUUCAAGGGGUCAUCCUACAUAACAAGUUGAACCAACCAAUUGCUUGUUGGUUCAGUGGUAAUUGGAGCUGAAUUUGGUAGGGAUGACCCGUGUUCGAUCCCCACAACAACAAUUGGGAGGGGACUGGAACCUAUCCACACAGAACUCGCCCUGAAUCCGGAUUAGCCCUAAGGGUGAACGGGGUGCUAACACCAAAAAAAAAAACAUAACAAGUUGAACCAAACAUACUUUGUUUGAAUUGAAGAUUUAGUGAUUUCAUUUGAUCGAUUGAGAUGUCUUAUUAUAAGCGUAUAUGCUCUUGGAUUUGGCCACUUAGGUGUUGUUUGACAAUUGGUCAUUAACUCGCUUUUAUAUUUUCUUUUCUCUUAGGAAAGGUGAUCCUGAGAAUUUAUAUUGGAACACUUUUUUUUUCUCACUAGCUUUAAAAAAGUGUUCUGUGUUA